UAACAUUUGUGAACUAUUUCCGGAAUAGGAGUCGUUACUUUCAAUUCAUUACCUACAAAAUAAAAAGCACAAUUUUUCGAGGAUAAAAUCAACAUUUAGCUGUUAGAUUGAUCAAAAUUAUGUAGACUUUACGCCUUAAGAAAAUUAAAUAUGUUUCGGGGGGACUUAGAAAUCUAGAUCUUCUAAAUUUCUAGAUUAGUUCAUUUUGGAAAUAGAAAAAAUGGGACAGACUGCAUCUCUUACAAAAAAACUUGUUACCCAACCAUUUUCUUGGCUACGAGGACAAAGGCACGACGACGAGUCUGCUUCAGCAGCUGGUUUGAUUCCUAAAGGAGCCACUUUAUAUGUCUUUAAGAGAAGAGGCUCGAUGUACUUUGAUGAGGAUGGUGACCUUGCUCAUGAAUUUUAUUGUCAAGUUUUUGAUAGAAAUACCAACAAGGUUGUGAUGCAAAAGUACAGUGGUGAUUUAAAACCUCAGGGUGACAUUGAUCUACCAUAUCCAAGGCUGCAUGGUGAUUUGCCUGUAAUUUUAUUUGACACAACAAGUCUUCAGAUGCACGCUUCUAAUCAAACGCGAUGACCAUUAUAGCAUGGGGCUAUUUGUUCUCAUUACGGUAUUAGGCAAUAGCUCUCUUAAAGAACAUUGAAGCAGUUUCUUGAUGCAGACAGAACAGAAAAUAAGUUUCUCAUCAAACAGUAGUAAUUGUAUAAAUCUAGUUUAUUUUGUGUCAAAAUAAUUGUUUUAACCAGUGGUGAGGAUUAUUUUGUCAAUAAUAAAUUAAUCUACUCAUUCAAAACAAGAAACUCUAAAAAUAGUUUCCUUCAUAAUUCACAUAGUAAUUGUUUGUUGGCAUUUAACAUUUUAUUUUCUUAGUCAAAAUCUAUAAUAUAAAAUUCUAUUAUAAAAACCAUAGACUAAAAAAUGUAACAAAAUAGCUGUAGUUAUGUUUCUACUGAUGUAUAUAGUAUUUAUAAGAGCUCUAGCUAAAGUCAAAGGCAAUUACUUUUUCCUUCAUCAGCAAGUUCAAUCAAACAUUUUUUUUACUAUUGUGAUAAAUGUCUUAAAAUACUUCGAUAUUUCUGCCAUUGAAUUUUAUUUGUAUAGCAAGUUUUUGAGACAUGUAUUCUGUAUAUCCAAUCUGAUAAAACAUUUGAUCAUUGUACAUGUGCCAUUUAUGUUUACAAUGUAAACAGCUACUGCUUGUCUAGACUAUUCAUUGAAAUGCUGUGUAAUUGGUCUUCUAACCAAAUAAAUUCAUUGGAUGAUUCAC
Molecule: messenger RNA, 1271 nt
Organism: Physella acuta
Lineage: Eukaryota; Metazoa; Mollusca; Gastropoda; Physidae
Product: tumor suppressor candidate 2
Biological process (GO): regulation of mitochondrial membrane potential
Cellular component (GO): mitochondrion
Source: RefSeq, a predicted model, not a curated record